This is a messenger RNA of Scheffersomyces coipomensis, 1203 nucleotides long. RefSeq lists its product as uncharacterized. NCBI's taxonomy places the organism in Eukaryota, Fungi, Ascomycota, Pichiomycetes, Serinales, Debaryomycetaceae. The record is from RefSeq and is a predicted model, not a curated record. The transcript has a single exon. Bases 327 to 1061 code for a protein of 244 amino acids. Gene Ontology annotation, cellular component: mitochondrion; membrane; cytoplasm.
AAGAAAAAAAAUUAUUUGGGCUUUAUUUACAUUUAACCACAGUAAAGAGAGAGGGAGUGAAAAUUUUCACCUUUUACUUCCACCUUAUUCAUAUAAAGAUCAUCUAAAGUAUCGUUAAGAUUAAUCUGAUUCAAGUAUAUUCAUUUACUCCUUGAUCUCAUUGUCCAACUUUUUCAAAUAUUCAUUUUACCUUAAAAUCUGAAAAUAAAAAUAAAAAAAUAUAAUCCAUCCCAUACUUAAAGAUCUCUUAAGAGUCACACUAGCAUAAAAUCAUCAUCAUCAAAAACUCAUACCCCAUAUAGUCAUACCCUAUUCAUAGAUCUAUAAUGCCACGAGUAUUUCGAAAAUAUAAUGAAUUACUUAAGAAAUACCCUUUCAGAACCAAUAUGAUCACCACGGGGUUAUUCUUUGGAUUAGGUGAUUUCAGUGCACAAAUGUUAUUUCCUCAUCAUCAAAUUGAAGAAGAACCUCAAUCAGAUGGAAGUAUCAAGACCAUUAAAGUUAGAUCUGAUUAUAAUUUUCCAAGAACUUUACGAGCCAUGACUUAUGGAUCAGUGUUUUUCGCUCCAAUUAGUGUGUUUUGGCAUGCAAAGACUUUACCUCGAAUUUUAAACCCUUUCAUAAAAAGAGCCACCAGAUCAAGAAUGAUGAAUGAUGAAAAAUUAAAAUCAAGAUUACAUAUUUAUGAUACAUUAUUCCGAUUAACCAUUGAUCAAUUAUUUGUCCCUGCUAUAAUUUGGAUCCCCUUAUAUAAUACCGUGAUGAUAACUUUAGCCAUGCAUGAAAAUCCGUUACAAUUAGCCUAUGAGAAAUUACAAAAUAAUUGGUGGAAUGUGUUGAAAGCAAGUUGGACAGUAUGGCCUGGAUUCCAAUUAUUCAAUCUUUAUUUCAUCCCCGUACAUUUAAGAAUCGUUGCUUCUAAUAUUUGGUCGAUUGGUUGGAAUGGAUAUUUAAGUUUUAUUCAUAAUACGAGUGGUCAUGGUAAAGGAAGUGGGAAAUUAUUGGAAGAGAUUGUUGAUAUUGAAGAUGAUGAACAAGAAGUCACUAUGGUUUAUGAUUAAACUGUUAUGUAUAUUAAUGUAUAUUAAGAAAUUAUAGAUUUUUUUACGUUUACUUUGAUUUAAAAUUUUGUAGAGAUCUAAUUUUUUUGCAUUCAUAUGUGGAGGAGGGGAUGGAUAUCUUAUCGCGUACACACAGUAAAAA